Aquila chrysaetos chrysaetos is the source of this 1114-nucleotide messenger RNA. It is a transcript of the gene PROCA1, whose product is annotated as protein interacting with cyclin A1. The record is from RefSeq and is a predicted model, not a curated record. Gene Ontology annotation, biological process: phospholipid metabolic process; arachidonate secretion. Lineage: Eukaryota; Metazoa; Chordata; Aves; Accipitriformes; Accipitridae. The annotation marks the transcript as partial. The transcript has 4 exons. Gene Ontology annotation, molecular function: A2-type glycerophospholipase activity.
CUCCGGGCAGCGGCUCCGGCAGCCCGGCUCGUCGGGCCCCUCCGUGCCGUGGCAGCCCCACGGUGGCCGGCGGUGCCAUGGGAGUCCCGGGGCUGCUCUGCCGCCUCCUCCCUCCUCCUCCUCCUCCUCCUCCUGCUGGCAGCCGGCCCCGGAGCGGCCCCGCCGGGACGGCCCCGCGCCCGCCGCGGGCUCACCUACCCCGGGACGCUGUGGUGCGGCGCGGGCAGCAACGCCGAUGCCUACGAGCAGCUGGGGGAACACCGGGACACGGACCGGUGCUGCCGGGACCACGACCACUGCCAGCACGUCAUCCACCCCUUCACCGCCCGCUAUGGGUACCGCAACCUGCGCUGGCACACCAUCAGCCACUGCGACUGUGACCGCAGGUUGAAGGAGUGCCUGCGGCAGGUGAACGACACGGCCUCGCGGGUGGUGGGCCAGGCCUUCUUCAACGUCAUCCAGGUGCCCUGCUUCGAGUUCGCCUACAAGGAGGAGUGCGUGGAGCCCUACCUCUACGUCUGGUGCAAGGCGUACAACACGGUGGCCGUCGCGGUGCCCAAGGAGCCGGUGCUGUAUGAGUUUGGCGGGGAGCUGAUCGACCGGGCGGCGAGGCCCCGGGGGGUCCCUCUGAGUCCCCCGUGGAGCAGCGUGGGUGGAGGAGCCGUCCCCGUGGAGCAUCACCUGCCCGCCCCGCCCGCUGUCCCGCCCCAAAGCAGCCAAGAAAGAGAGGAAGGGGAGGAAGAAAGAUAAGAAAAAGAAGGGGAAAGGUCGGAAAAAGAAAGGCCCUUCCAAAUACAGGGAGCCGAGCCAUCCUGCAGCCGCUGCCCCCGCUCAUCCCACUGUGGGGCAGGACCCAUGGGCCCCGCUGCCGGACUUGGGGGAAGCGGCCAACGCCAUCCUGAGCGAUGCCCCGGCCUGGGAGGGCUUGGGCAGGGACCCAGCGCCGGCCACCCCAUCCUCGGUCCCCACCGCCAGCGGGAAGAAGAGGAGGAAGGAAAGAAACAGAAAGAAGAGGCUGAAAAGCAAAGCUGAGGCAGAGCCUGCAUGAGAGCUGCGGCCCUGACUCCCCCCUCGCAGGUCUUGGCUGUGUAAUAAAGUUGGUCGCUCGAGCAGA